Messenger RNA from Stylophora pistillata, 6468 nucleotides. Its product is annotated as hairy/enhancer-of-split related with YRPW motif protein 1-like. Gene Ontology annotation, molecular function: protein dimerization activity; DNA binding. Lineage: Eukaryota; Metazoa; Cnidaria; Anthozoa; Scleractinia; Pocilloporidae. Gene Ontology annotation, biological process: regulation of DNA-templated transcription. The record is from RefSeq and is a predicted model, not a curated record.
CGUUACUCCCACCGACGCAGCCCCAAACAGUUUCUUUCGAAACUAUCAGCCUCUUUUCAAUGUUGCUGACAAAUUGCCAACCCGUUCAAACAUCGAAUGAAACGUCGUGUGGUUGGCGAAGUUAGUUUUCUUGCAUCCUGUAUUUAUGAUCGUUCAAAUUAUGUCAUCAGGAAGCGACAAGUCAGUUCCUGCCUGAAUCAGCUUGCCGGGAAAUCGAGCGAAUUCGUUUUUAAGUCAUGCAGUCAUAUAUCAGCUAGUAAUGGCUGAAAUCGUGAGUAACAGUCAAACAUGUAGUGUGAUCGUCCAGGUUAGACUUUCCUGAAAAGGACUUUGUUAGUAGUAGUGACUGACUGUUCGGCAACUUAAGUGGAAGUCAAUGUGAGAGGUAACUGAGGAGCUGUUCAUCAGUCGGCUGUUGCGAGAAGUUGAUUGGUGCGACUCAUCUCUUGACCCUGACGAUGGCCUCUGCAUUGGUUGAUGUAAAAUUCAUCACUUCUACCAGUUACAGCCCUUUUCAUUGUUACCUUCUACUUAAUGACCACACUUGACGAUGGCAUGUUACACGUUCCGAAGGAGAGAGAAUACAAUUGAGAAGAAAGCUUAAGAUUUUGACCAACCGAUGGGUUCUGAAUCGCCUGUCGUUGCUAUAUGAGGAUAAGUCUUCAAGUGGGCCAGUAUUGUAAUAUUCCGGUUGAGAAAGGACAAAAACCACUCUUGUUGCCAGGCUGACCGACGUUUUCACAACUGAAACGGGUUUCAUCAUAGCCCAUUUUGUCGAAACCCCCAGUCUGACAGAACUUACCAUGCGCAGCUGAAGCAAGGUUUCUGAUGGGUUAGUUCAAAUCUGUGUUAAGUCAUCUCUCAAAUUUUGAGUGUACGGUGGAGUUUCUUAUGUCUGGUUUGUUUUUCAUUUCAGCGUGGGGUGACUUUUUUUAAGGUAGUCGAGGAGAUAAGAGAGAUGUCGGAGGUUUUGUAUCCUCUUUGAAAUUGUCUCGGUAUUUUGCCUACUGAGACUUCUGGUAAGGCCGUAGGCACUUCGAUAAACUUCGUAAACCUUCCCCCGGGCCCCUCGCAGGCGGACAAUCGUGAAACACUGGUAACAUCUCUUGUGUCUCGUCUUGGAUCAGUUCCGACUCUGGCCAUCGUUGAACAUUGAAUCUGAUCGAGUUUUUUCGAAUUCAAUUUUGGUUUUUUCGGGUUUAGUUAAAUUUUUUCGGGCCUCACCUCUGCAUCGCAAGAGCUGUUCAUUAACCUCUCUGCAUUUUACACUACAAGGCUUCUUUACUGCAAUACUUUACAAUUAUACAACAGUAGCUACAUGCAGCUAUAGACUGCCUUCUAUUUUCGUUUGCUAUACCAGUAUUACUACUUGUUCUCAGUAGAAACGCCGAAAGCCCUUUUAUUUGUUAUUGACGUAAAGGCGAACGCUGUCCUCACUUGGUUAUUACUACGAACGUUAACGCAUUGCCACGAAGAAGAUUAAAUUACGGCCGUGAUUAUGUAGUAAUUGUCGGUAUAACACGCCUGAACUUUUCCCUCCGUUCUAUCUGUGGGAAAGGCGGGCUAUCCAAUGCCCCCGUAUGCAUCGGCAAUUCACGGGAAUGUGUGAGAGCCAUGGUGAAGAUAGUCUGCUACACAGCCGCUCAUAGAGUCGUCGCGCAAUGCUCCUCCCCACGUUCGUGGGAAGGAGCGUUGCGUGACGACCCUAAGAACGGCUGUGUAGCAGACUAGGGUGAAGAGCGCCAAAGGCGAGUCCAGUAAGCAUUCAUAUUUGUUUCCUUGCUUGCUUGUCAAAGAUAACACUGACAUCGAGACGGAAUACAGCUUACCGAGCCCUUGAAAUACGUAGUUUCUCUCUUUUCUUCAGUUUUGUGCCAGACCUCUCACCUGUUUUCCUUUUACAGCUCGUACCGCUGCACCAGUGAGAGCGUGCUUGCGGGCGAAGAUGUAGCUUUGAAUAGGUGUUACUAAAUUCGGUAUUCACAUAUUUUUUUUGUCUUUUGAAAUAUGGGUCACAUGUGAAUGCUUAUCGUGCGAUACCAUGCCGAGAAAUCAAUUCUGCGUUGUGUAGCAACGACGUGUAAAUUUGUAGACGAAGUUUUCACUCUGGAAAGGUAUCUGAGUGUUCUAUCCAGGGCCAUACCUGAAUAUUUUUUAAUAUUUUCGGAAAGAUUUAAGUACUCCAGGGAUACCCUACUUCUAUUCCCUCUGACGACGGGCUAACGCUCGAAAAUUCAGGUUUUUAAACUUUUCACGGAGGCCAGUUUACAUGAUCAACUCACUUGACGAAACAACAACAUCUAUUUAGAAAAAGGCUUAUCCCCGAGAGGCAAGGGACAAGUCAGAAAUCGCCCUGUUUAGGGUUUGGAAUUAUACUUAUAACAAAUUCGUUAUUUUUGAAGUCGUAGCUGUCUCAAGGGGAGUGGAAUGUUUUUCAGCGCGUGAAAACAGAUGAUGCCCUUUGUUAUGACCCUACAUUGUCAGUUCCUGUUAGCGGUCCGGCAGUGUAUGGAUUAUGCACGGAUUCCGUCGGUAGUGUCUAAGAAUGAUCGUCUAUAAGUCUGGCGCGUAUUGGAGACAUGCUGAUAAUUAAAAGAGCAUGUCAUUUUUCGUAGCAAUAUCGACGAAAUACGAGAAUGAAAAACCUUUUCCUCGUGUUUAUCUUCCGAUUAAUUACUCUUCAUCACUAGUCCGUCUCAGAUCGUAAGCUGUGCUUUGUCAUUAUUGAGCGGUGAUCUUUCUUCAAUAUGACAGCUGUUACAGCUGAGGUUGUCUUUCGACAGAAUCUAGACUUACUUCAAGUGUUUGGUCGUUGCUUAGGGAACUGCCCAGACGUAUGACUCGACUUUUGUUAUCUAAGUGAGUAACUUGUGCGGUGAAGUGUGCAAUCUCACGUACGCGGAAUUGAUUUCUGACGUUGUCGAGACAUGGCUAGUCUUUUGUGCUGUGAAGUGGCCAAUUUCUUGCUCUAGUUUUUUUAUGCGGAAUUUCUGACUUACGGUGUUCAGAAAAAGUCUAAACACGGCAGGUCUUUCGUAAGAAAAAGGGCGAAUUUCUGAUCUAGCAAUUCGUGUGGGCAAUUCAUUCCUCACGGGAUCAGAAGGGGCCAAGUUUGAACUCUGUUUUUUGUGUUUUUGUUUGUUUGGUUUUUUUGUUUUUACUCGGAGCUUUUUCCCUAAGGAUGUCAAAAAUAACUCAAAACGUGGCGGGUCGCUUUGAAGAAAGCGGCUUCUUUCGGACCUUUUUUUUUUUUCAGCGCGGAAUUGAUUUCCAACUCUCUAAAACUAGUCACGGAAAACAUUGCCAUACCUCAUCUCGUCAACUUAGGUUGUUCAUGGCGCGAGAGUAUGGGGAAGAGUUUGUGUGUACUUGAGAUAUUCUUUAAGUGUCACUUAUUGCCUAGUUUUUCGCUUCCUAUUGUUAAUAACACUGGACCCCAAUCUCAUUGUCACUGUGACGAAUUGUAAAACGUCAGGUAAAGUCGUUAAAAUCAAGUAAUGUACUUCUUUACUUUCUUCGAAUUGUGUUCAAGUAGGGCUGAUGGACGUCACAAAGCUAAAGUUAUUUCUCUUGUUAGUCUUUCCCUUUUGUUGUUUUUGUUGUUGUUUUCCACAACAAUUUUUCAACAUUGCUCUUUUUUCUCGUUCAUACAAGACCAGUUUCUUCCCAAAGUUGAAAAAAAGAAAUACAUUUGAAAGUUCAAAAACAAAAUUCAGUCGAGAAGACUGGCACAUUUGAAAGUUCAAAUUGAUUAGAUACGCUGAUGUCCCCUUUACCUUUUUUUCUUAAUGGAAUUGACUUGAAUUCGUGCCCAAUCUCCGGAAAACGCAAACUUGAUUAACGAGAACGCAAUGAGUGAGCCACCUUGAAACUCAUCUCAUCAGUAUACUAUUUGCAACAUCGCACCCAAUAGAUAGCAAAAUGUUUUGGGCUUAACCUGUGUAGACAGUUUCAACAUACUUAAAAGUUGCAACUUUACUCCUUUAUGGAAAAUGGACUUAAAUACAGGUUAAUACCAAGAGAUGGAAUAAAGCUGUCCCUAUAACCUGUACCAGAUCAUGUACAUGGGACUCGAGAUGUAUGCUAUUUCUUCCUUUUUUCUCAAAUGAUGAGGUAGAAAUAAAAGACAAAAUUCGUUUCUUCUGUCUGUAUAGUCCUAACGAAAAACUCACCUUUCAGACUGUUACGUUUGGCACUUCCGCUUUUAGUUUUUUCUUGCUCGAAAUUUAAGAAGAUUGCGAUUGUUGAUUCUGCCAAAAUUUUCGUUUUAUCCUGGAAGAAUCGGGUUUUCGGUUCUUGCUUUUUUUAUAUAUAUAUUUAUUAAGACGGACAUGUUGUUCUUGUUCGAAAUUGGCCGAUUUUAUGUCGGAAAUGAAAAUAAUACUAAGGUCAGAUUUUUGUGGUUAAAUCUAAGACGAAGUAACUCGUAAAUGCGUGGGAACCUUCUGAUGGCUUUGUUUUGCAUUCGGAGUGUGCUUGUAAAGACUUUUGUUUUCAGCGGGUGUGUGAAACAAUGCGCCGAAACAAAACACACUUUCGAAACAAAGCUAAACACGUGCUUUGGAAUAUGGCCUUAUAAUGUUUUAUUUACAGUGCGAUUUAUGGAUUUCACAAUAGCCCCGUUGAGGCACGACAAUGUAUCACGUCCUGAGUUCGUGUAGGCCAUUCCAAGAGUCAUUUGUUUAUCUUUCACAGCCAAUUAGCUCAAAUCGUUCUCACGGCCUCGGACUAAGCUGGUUUAAAGUGUCUGCCGGAAUAAGGAAAAAAAAUAAUUUGGUGUUCGUUGUCUGUAUUUAUGAUGUGUCGCUAAUAUGCCCGCCAGACUUCCAGUCUCGUUGGCUAAAUGGCUUUUAUGCGUUGUAAUUACUUUGGCAUUCAACUUUUUCGCUCAGCAGCCCCAUCCUCACGCGCGCUUUGACCGUGAAUGCCGGCUCUUGCUGUUGGCUGUUCAAUUCUGGCGUUAUUUGCAUAAUGCAUGCUGAGAUGGUUUUGUUUCGUACAAAAAGCGACCAAUGGUAGGCCUGCGUUCUCACGCUCUCUUUCUCAGCUGCCAGCGAACGCCAAAAUACCAUUCAUGCGACAAAAAUGCAGGCUCUUUAAAACAAAAUGCGAUGAUAAUAAGCCGGGGUUGGGAACUCGUAGACAAGGAUUUUCCCACGGCUCGGAAGGUAAAUAAAACGCCAUGUUCACCAAAGUUCACUUUCAUUUGUCUCCGUGUCGAGUCCAAGCAGGAGAUCGUGCAAAGUAGCCUCCGGAAAAAAAAAACCGUAAAAAAAGGGAAAGUAGCGAUGGUGCAAGAAUCUACGAAACUGGAAAAGGAAAGUGAUUCGGAGAGCCGGAAGUGGUCUAAACCAAUUAUGGAGAAGAGAAGGCGCGAACGAAUCAAUCGAAGUUUGGAAGAACUCAAGAGAUUAGUGCUAGAAGCACAGAACAGAGAUAGUUCUCGGUACACGAAGCUGGAGAAGGCAGAUAUCUUGGAGAUGACAGUUCGUUAUCUACGAAGUCUCCGACAUCACCAACGAGCAGUGAUGACGACUACCGACCCUUACAUGCUACUUAAGCACCGUGCCGGUUACAGCGCAUGCGUGGCCGAGUUGUCCAAGAACGUGAUUGGGGACAACUCUUUGGAACCUGAUGUGAAGACUCAAAUCCUCUCUCAUUUAACGGGAUGCCAUGCAACUCAGAGGGGAGCUGGUGACAUUCCAAUACAGUCGCCUGCAAGAUAUCUAUCGUCAGUUCACUAUGAGAACACUGCGAACCUUUCCGUGAAGGAACAAAGACGGUUGUUACCUAAAGACACAACGAAUGCGCAUGCAUCCCAAGCCCGUACCACAGUUUCUCCAUACAUGGUUCAAGGCCAUCGAGUACAUCCUUCAGCAGGGACCAUUCCUGUGCAUUAUGUCCCUAUUUUAGGUACCGACUCCGGGACCUCCUCAGGGAUGUACCACGCGCUAGUCCCAAGUGUAUCUUCUCCAGCGUUACACCUCACAGACCCAUUAUGGCGACCUUGGUGAUCAAUUUUUUGAAAAGUUUUUCUCAAAAUAUUAAGGAAUAGAAGUAUUGCUUAAAUUAGGAGACUAAAACUAUGGCUAAAGUAAUGGUUUUUAUUUUCAAGAAUAAGUCAUCAUCCUAAAUUGUGUGCACCUCAUAUGAUGAAUUAAUAUUUCAAAAGAUACAUUGCUAUCCACUAGGUGCACGUAAGGUCUUUCUCUAAAAAGUUUAAAUUCAUUUGGAAAAAUCGUGAAGUAUUCAUGUUUUCAGCGUAUGUUUAGAUUGGAUUCACUUACAUCAACUAACAUUCACCAUUCAGAUUUCUCUAAGAUAGCGACUGAAAACCGUUUAGUCGUUACAAUGAAAGUAAUUAUAAUUAGUAUUUUGACCUUAAUUGUCAAUGAUGCAGAAUGACAGAUGCUUGAGAAAUGUUGUAAAUAGUAUUGAAUGAUUUUAGAAUUAAAGCAACUUUUAACU